AUGGCGACCAUUACUGGACUACGUGUCAUUGUCGCUGGGGCGGCCACUGGUGUUGGUGCCGGCACCGCGAAACUGCUCGCCGCCCGUGGGGCCAAGGUUGUCGUAGCCGACAUUAACAUUGCCGCAGCAAAGGAUGUUGGUGCCGAGAUCAACAAUGCUGGAGGCAGUGCGACCGUCAUCGAGUUCGAUCUUGCGGAUGAGCAGUCCAUCAAGAAUCUCAUCGAGAAGGGCACUGAGUGGCUGGGAGGGCUUGACAGCCUGCUGAACAUCGGGGCCGAUCUGAACCCCAAGACUUUGGGCAAUGACCGAGCAGUGCACGACAUGGAUGCUGAAAUCUGGCAUCGGACAUUCCAAGUCAACACGACAGGUUACGCCUUGACGACGAAAUAUGCUCUUCCCCACCUGAAGCAAGCCAGUGGCGGUACCAUCAUCAACAUUUCCAGUAUGGGUGGGCACUACUUGGGUACUCCAGAGCCACUCAGAGUGGCCUACGCUGCUUCGAAAGCGGCCGUGCAUGCCUUGACACGUCAUACAGCCACGACAUAUGGCAAGGACAAUGUCAGGUGCAACACUGUUGCCCUGGGGCCUAUCUUGACUGAGACUCUCCAGAAGUCCAUCAACGCAAGCCCUGCCAUGCAAGAGGGCCUAAAGAAGGUGCCGCUGCAAAGGUUGGGGAAGCUGGAGGAGGUGGCAGCUCUACUGGCAUUUAUGAUAUCCUCAGAUGCGGCAUAUGUCACGGGUGAUAUCUGGUCAAUCAACGGAGGAACUCAUGUCAUGACCUACGCUUGA
Molecule: messenger RNA, 789 nt
Organism: Colletotrichum chrysophilum
Lineage: Eukaryota; Fungi; Ascomycota; Sordariomycetes; Glomerellales; Glomerellaceae
Exons: 2
Coding region: 1-789 (262 amino acids)
Source: RefSeq, a predicted model, not a curated record